CACCUGGCAGCGUUAGCGGCAGCAGUCGAAAAAUUGAGUUUGUGCGGUGCGCUUGUUGGCGGCGACGACGGCGGCGCAGAUGGCUUCAUCUUCUGCAAGAGUUAUUCAGGCCGUCAAGCCCCACAACCCGCUGAUAAAAUUUCGCGCCGGCAGCGCGAGGGCCGAUAGAGUUCUCACAGGGCCGACACAGACCACUGCUUCAUCCACAGCGAUGAAGGCGACGAGUAGCGCUACUCCCGCAGAAUCUAAACCGGUGGGCUCUGCGCCACGCGGAUCCGGUAUCGACGAAUCUCAACUACCAGCCCGGUACGCCAGGAAACCGCUGUCUCAAUACGAAGGCGACUACAUACAGAGAGGAGGCCCCGAGUAACAAAGGUCCCUGCAUAGUUGCUGUAAAUAAGAAACGCUCAAAAAGAAUUCCUUGAAGCCCAUGUUGAAGAGCCCUGCUUUAUAGCAGCAAUAGUGGAUGGAGGGGGGGGGACCACGACAAGCAUGGGAAGAAUGCACCAAUGCAAUUAUUUAUUUGAUGAAUGCAGGCAGAGAUGAAGGCCUCGUGUAGGAUGCACUGUGAAGACAACGAUGAAGGUGGCUGCUACACUCUGCAAGUGCCCAGUGCAUUCCCAUGCAAUUAAAUAUGUUUGUUCUUGUUGUGGUUAA
Molecule: messenger RNA, 657 nt
Organism: Dermacentor andersoni
Lineage: Eukaryota; Metazoa; Arthropoda; Arachnida; Ixodida; Ixodidae
Product: alpha-ketoglutarate dehydrogenase component 4
Biological process (GO): 2-oxoglutarate metabolic process
Cellular component (GO): oxoglutarate dehydrogenase complex
Molecular function (GO): oxoglutarate dehydrogenase (succinyl-transferring) activity
Source: RefSeq, a predicted model, not a curated record